This is a messenger RNA of Oenanthe melanoleuca, 426 nucleotides long. RefSeq names its product neuropeptide W (gene NPW). The coding region runs from base 1 to 426 and encodes 141 amino acids. NCBI's taxonomy places the organism in Eukaryota, Metazoa, Chordata, Aves, Passeriformes, Muscicapidae. The transcript is spliced from 2 exons. Gene Ontology annotation, biological process: G protein-coupled receptor signaling pathway; feeding behavior. The record is from RefSeq and is a predicted model, not a curated record. Gene Ontology annotation, molecular function: G protein-coupled receptor binding.
AUGGCCAGGGGACAGCUGUCGGGGGGCACCUGGGGAGCCCUGGUGCUGCUGGGGCUGAUGCUGCCGGCCGCCCCGGCGGGCGCCUGGUACAAGCACGUCGCCAGCCCCCGGUACCACACGGUGGGGCGAGCCUCGGGGCUGCUGAUGGGGGUCCGCCGCUCCCCCUACCUCUGGCGACGGGAGCUGGCGGCAGAACCGCCCCGGCAUCCCGGGACCCCCGCCGGGGACAGCCCCGCACCCCCGGGGGAGAACCCCCCGGACUCUGCCCCGGCCCCGCCGCCGCCGCCCGGCCCCGGGCGCCUCCUGCAGCGGCUGCUCCGGCGGGGCUGGGGCUGGGGGCGCCCCCGGCCGGACCCCGCCCGACCCCCGGCCGGCCCCCGCCAGCCUCAGCUCCUCCCGCUCGAAGACCUGGCUCUGAGGCGCUGA